AUGUCACAGGAAACGGCUGACGAGUUCAGCUUGGCAUUGGAUUUGGAAGCUCCCCCCAUUUACUACAACAAGGCAGACUACAUACAGACGGCCUCUGGCAACAAGGUCAGUCGCAACUCAGUUCUUUGCGGAUCGCAGAAUAUUUCUCUCGUGGGCAACUCCGUUGUGAAGCCGGGAGUCGUGCUGAGAGGCGACCUUCAGCUUCUCAAGAUAGGCAAGUUCGUGAUCAUUGGCGACGGCUGCGUGCUGCGGCCAUCUUACAAGAAGUACAAGGGGAAUAUCGCGUUUUUCCCUAUGAGCAUCGGGGACUACGUGACAAUUGGGCCGAAGAGCAUUGUUUGCGCUGCCCAGAUUGGUUCUUGUGUGGACAUUGGGGAAAACUGCGUCAUCUCGAAGCGGUGCAUACUCAAGGAUAACUCCAUGAUUCUCCCCAACACCAUCCUGCCGCCGGACACCAUCGUCCCUCCCCUUACUGUCUUUGGAGGCGUUCCUGGCAGGUAUUUGGGAGACAUACCCGAGUCGCAGCCCUUCGUGCAGAAAGAGCACGCCAUGACGGAGUACAGACGGUUCCGUCCUACAUCCAAAGGCGGAGGAGGUGCAACGCCAAAGGCAUCGACACCCAAAGCCAAAGCAGCGAAGAGCCCCGGCAGCGCGCCGGGCACUCCUGGCACUCCUGUGUCUCCAUAG
Symbiodinium natans is the source of this 687-nucleotide messenger RNA. NCBI's taxonomy places the organism in Eukaryota, Dinophyceae, Suessiales, Symbiodiniaceae. The record is from the annotation of a GenBank genome assembly.